Drosophila willistoni is the source of this 491-nucleotide messenger RNA. RefSeq names its product 39S ribosomal protein L36, mitochondrial (gene mRpL36). The transcript has 2 exons. Gene Ontology annotation, cellular component: ribosome; mitochondrial large ribosomal subunit. Lineage: Eukaryota; Metazoa; Arthropoda; Insecta; Diptera; Drosophilidae. Gene Ontology annotation, biological process: translation; ribosome biogenesis. Bases 50 to 442 code for a protein of 130 amino acids. The record is from RefSeq and is a predicted model, not a curated record. Gene Ontology annotation, molecular function: structural constituent of ribosome.
UAUUGCUCAUGUGCACAUCUCUAAUUACUUAUCACAGCUGAACGGCGAGAUGUCAUUCUCCAGUAAAUUGUUGCAGCAGAGCUGCCGCCUCUGGCAGAGUGUAAAUGCCACUUGUCGCUUUCACAUGUUGACCCGACCGGCAGUAAUUUCCACCCACAUCAAUAGCAACAACAGUAAAAGCAACCAACUGGCUCCUUCCACAACAGGAGGACUUGGAGGAUUAUUGUUGCCAUUCAACAGCCUUUUACAGCAAGUAGCCGGCUUUAAAGUGAAAGGACGUCUCAAGAGACGUUGCAAAGAUUGCUACAUAGUUGUGCGACAGGAGCGGGGUUAUGUCAUCUGCCCAACGCAUCCGCGCCACAAGCAAAUGUCCAUGAAGAAGCGUGAUUAUAAAUCUUGGAUAUUGACUCAUGCCACGCAAUCGAAAGAAAGGGGGUUCUAAACAUAGAAGGCUUGGCAUUUUGUUAAAACUUAAUAAAACUUAGAAAGAA